AACUGUCAUCGUCAUGUGUCAAAUUGCACUGUAGUUUAAAAAUCCUAUUAGGUUCAGAAAAGCCGGGAAAAUAGAUACCUGCUUGAAAUAUGUACUUUUAUUACAAUCCAUCAAGUGUAUGAGGUUAUAAAAAACUUAAACAAUGACUUUUCCUGAUGAAAAUGGAUUUUCCGUUGGUGAUGCAGCAAGAGUUAGAGGUGUUCAAGGUCAUACAAUAUCACAGGCUUACGCCGAUGGUGGUAUAAAGGCCGGUGCCGCUCGGGCAGCUAGACUCGCCUAUGGAGUGCUCUCACGACGCAAGGCGGCCGAGGAAGGUGUAGCGAGGCUCGCGAGGGUACUGUCAGCACUUGACUUGACAGCCCUCGGUGUAGGCAGUACGCUGGGUGUGGGGGUGUACGUCCUAGCUGGUGAUGUGGCCAAGAAUUAUGCUGGCCCUGCUGUGGUUCUGUCGUUUCUUUUGGCUGCGGUCGCUAGCGUAUUCGCCGGUCUCUGUUACGCUGAAUUCGGUGCUCGCGUACCCAAGGCCGGCUCCGCUUACGUUUACAGUUACGUCUGCGUUGGAGAGUUCAUUGCCUUUAUCAUUGGAUGGAAUCUGAUAUUGGAGUAUAUUAUAGGUGCGGCGUCUGUGGUGAAGGCGCUCAGUGAGUACCUGGACUCGUUGCUGGACAAGUCUAUCUCCAGUCAGCUGUACUCCUGGAUGCCGAUGGACUCCCCUCACCUCGCCAAAUACCCGGAUCUGUUCGCCUUCCUCGUCAUCAUGCUGUUCUCUGUGGGUCUUGCAUUCGGUGUGAAGGAAUCGACCAAAUUCAAUAACUUCUGUACCGGUGUCAAUCUGUGUGUAGUGCUGUUUGUCAUUAUAUCUGGAUCAUUCAAAGCUGAUACAAAGAACUGGCGCAUCCCUGAGUCGGAGGUGCCUCACGACGGCAAAAAGAACUUCGGCAGUGGAGGCUUCGCUCCCUACGGCCUGGCCGGGGUUGUGAAGGGUGCUGCGGUGUGCUUCUAUGGGUUCAUUGGUUUCGACUGUGUGGCGACUGCUGGCGAGGAAGCUCGUCGUCCUCAGAAGUCGAUUCCGUUCGCGGUGGUGGUGUCGCUACUGGUGGUGUUCCUCGCGUACUUCGGCGUGUCUUCAGUGCUGACCCUCAUGAUGCCGUAUUACAUGCAGGACGAGAAAGCUCCGUUCCCUUUCGUGUACGACCAGCUAGGCUGGACGUGGGCCAAGUACGCCGUCAGUGUCGGAGCAAUUUGUGCUUUAUUGUCUAGUCUGCUGGGAGCUGUGUUCCCCCUCCCUCGUAUUAUCUACGCGAUGUCUUCGGACGGUCUGUUGUUCCGCUGGCUGGGAGCCGUCAGCGAGAAACAUCAGACGCCACUCGUGGGGACCAUGGUCGCUGGUCUGCUUACUGGAACCCUGGCCAUGAUCUUCGAGCUGGAGCAGCUGAUCCACAUGAUGUCUAUCGGGACCCUGCUGGCCUACUCCAUGGUCGCCUCCUGUGUAAUGCUGUUAAGGUACCAGAGCUCCCAGUCGCCUCACCGCGCGCCGGAGCCCAUCCGUCCGUGUGUCCGCGGCCUGCUCCGUCAGUGUGUGAACUUGGACCGUGUGACGUCACCGUCUCCGCUCAGCUCCACCGUCGCCACCACACUCGUCACGUUGUACGGAGUAUGGUCUUUGGUACUCAUGAACAGUAUCCACCAGCGCGGGGAGGCGGUGCUCUUAGGUGAUCCGGCGGCCGUCUGCGAGGUGUCUGUGGGCGCCGCCCUGGUCGUGUUCACACUGUUCGCGAUAUCAAGACAACCUGUCUCCGAAAAGAAAUUGGCUUUCUCGGUGCCGUUGGUGCCGUGGCUGCCGGGUGUGAGUGUGUUGUUGAACGUGUACCUCAUGUUGAACCUGGACCACGCCACAUGGAUACGGUUCGCGGUCUGGAUAGCGGCCGGUCUCCUGAUCUAUGUAACCUACGGCGCGUGGCACAGUUCUGAGCGCCGUCGAACCCUGGACACAGUACAGUUGGCUGAGCUUCACAACGACAGUCAAACUGCUCUCCUGGGUCAGACACUCUGACACAUACCACAACAACAACAACAACAGUUGGCGAGCCCCACCGGGACUGUUGUGUCGUUUAUAUCCAGUAUUUGAUAAAACGAACUCUCGAGGACUCUUAUAAAAACAUGCAUAAAAAGGUUUGAUACAAAUUCAUAAUAAAACUUUACUCGCUUGUAAAACUCAAAUUAUAGAAAGAAAAUAUAGGAUUUGAAAUAUUUAAAAAGAUAUCGCUAUUGAACCGUUUCUUUCGCGUUUGUGUAAACAUUUUUAUAUCCUAGUUCUCUUUCGUUUGAUGUUCACUGCCUUUAACCAUGUCUUUGUUGUUUUAAUAUUCGAAUCACUAGAUACGUUUAGAUUAAGUCUGCGGGAUUUUAACUGAGAGAUAUAUUUUAGUCGGUAUAACAAAAGCUUCUCUGUUCUCUUGCAAAUGAUUGAAAUUAUGAUAUAACGAAGAAUCUCGUUGGUUCCUCCCGACACCAAAGCGUUAUGUUAAAUGUAAACUACCAAAUCGUUAUUAAUAUAAGCGUUUAUGUCUUAAUCACUGCUUUUAGACUUCAUUUGCUUUUAAAAUUAAGGAGUCUGUUUAUUCCGCUAUAAAAAUAUUUUUGCAAAACAAAUAUAAUUUGAAUAUUUUGAUGAUGAUUAUUAUUAUUGGACGAUCUUUAUUACGAUAUGAAGUUAAGUCUUUCAUCUCACACGUCUCAGUACUAUGAAAUUGUAGUCGGAAUAAUGUAAGACAAAAUGUGGAAUCAUGUAAUGUUUAUUUUAAGUGUUCCGUUGUAUUUAAUACGACUUUAAACAAACUCGGUAUUAUAUUCUUGUACUUAAUGUUACAUUAGAGUAGGCUGUGAAGUAAUAAAAUGUGCUUGAAACUA
This is a messenger RNA of Danaus plexippus (monarch butterfly), 2910 nucleotides long. Its product is annotated as cationic amino acid transporter 2. Gene Ontology annotation, molecular function: amino acid transmembrane transporter activity. Gene Ontology annotation, biological process: amino acid transport; transmembrane transport. The transcript is spliced from 15 exons. Gene Ontology annotation, cellular component: plasma membrane. Lineage: Eukaryota; Metazoa; Arthropoda; Insecta; Lepidoptera; Nymphalidae. The record is from RefSeq and is a predicted model, not a curated record. The coding region runs from base 143 to 2053 and encodes 636 amino acids.